Erigeron canadensis is the source of this 1515-nucleotide messenger RNA. Its product is annotated as F-box protein At5g07610-like. The coding region runs from base 100 to 1332 and encodes 410 amino acids. The record is from RefSeq and is a predicted model, not a curated record. The transcript is spliced from 2 exons. NCBI's taxonomy places the organism in Eukaryota, Viridiplantae, Streptophyta, Magnoliopsida, Asterales, Asteraceae. Gene Ontology annotation, molecular function: protein binding.
UUAAUCUUUCUUAUUCCAUCCGAUCAGGUUAAGUCCGAGACGAUUUCCACUCGAUCACACCCCUCAUCCGAUCAGCAAGUAUAUAUUGUGCAUGAAAAUAUGAAGUCCAUUGCUAAAGGGUAUUCUGUGAUCGGUGGUGGGAGAGCGUCGAAAAAGCAGAUCAUGUAUGCCGAAAAAGAAGAUAAUGAACUCUCAUGGUCUGCACGCGAGGUUCUUUCAAACAAUGAUCUUUUGAUGGAAGUGUUACUAAGAUUACCAUUUAUCUCACUUCAUUUGUUUAAAUCUGUAUCUAAAGGAUGGUUAUCAAUCAUCACAGACCCUCAUUUUAGUAUACGCCGAAGCCAAAUCGUUAACAUUGACCCCCCUACUGGUCUCCUAAUCCAGAAACCUCACUGGUUUUUUCGGUAUGAGUUUGUGCCAUUGGAUACCAGAAUUCCUGCCAGAAAAUCACCAUUACCCUUCAUCUUCCCUUUUGGCUCCAAUGUUGAGAUCCUGCAGUCCUGCAACGGUCUGUUACUUUGUUGUGACAAGACUAAGGGUAAUACGUUUUACGUGUACAAUCCAUCUUUUAAUCGGUUUAGGAGGCUUCCACGGGUCCAUUUUUCUGGUUCGGUUGGUCUAUUUGAUAGUAUGAAACUGGCUUUCGAUCCUGUGAAAUCAUUUCACUACAAACUUGUGUAUGCUGAAGACAUACAUACUCCUAUUGGUCCAUCCUACUUUCAAAUACAGACUUACUCUUCACAAACAGGCGUUUGGACGGUUUCUAAGGAACAGUUUUCCCUGCAAAGUUUUUUAGGCUUUUAUCGUGGAAUAUAUUGGAAUGGCGCUAUUCAUUGGUUAGAUACUACGAAAGGGGGUUUGCAUUUCAAGUUAGAUAUACAACAUUUGUUAUUAACAACAUUACAAACUCCUGUCACUAUGGGUAUGGAGGUGCAUUAUGAUCACAAGUUAUUUGUGUCUUCUGGUUAUUUGAUUCUUAUUUGUAUGGUCUCUGGUCAACGUCGGAAGUUGAAUGUUUAUGAUAUGAGGAAGGGGAAUUCUCGGUGGUUAAUAAAGUACGUUGUUAAUCUUGAUGAUGUCAUGACGCUGGUCUGUGCAACCUGGCGGAUGUUUGGUAAUAAACAAGGUUGUUUUAGUGUUCGGUGUAUUGUGCUGGGAGAUAAAGAUGAGGAUUCACUUAUCGUGAUGGACGUUUUUGGAAUUGUUAUUGAAUACAAAAUCAAGUUGAAGACUGUCCGUAAGAUUGAUUAUUUGGGAUCUAUCGGCUCGUCUGCUAAGGAACUUGGUAACUUUGACAGCUUUGAGUUCAUUGCAUCUUUUGCAGGUGUGUGAUUUGACUUUAUGUUUGAGGCACUUCUGAUGUUUUGGAUUAUAUGGUCGCUAGGUGAAUCGCAAUGCCCAAGUGAUUCUCCGAGUGGCAUUAAGCUUACUGAUUAGCAUGUGGAAAGGUAUGAAAGUAUGUUAGUUAUGGUAUCUCAUUAGUGAUGAUUAUGAUAAUGAUGUAAAUCGACUUGU